AUGCAUCUAGACACAAACCUCAUGUCCAGAUUGAGCGGGGCAUUCCCCCUGGACUGGAAACAUGACCACCUGACUUUCUUGGGCCUCAAACUUACAAAAAACCCUGCUAAACUAUACCACCAUAACUACGUGCGUAUGCAUAAAGAAUUCACAGACUCCAUGCAGGCAUGGAAGGGGAAGUACCUGUCGUGGACAGGCCACAUAGCAGCAGUAAAAAUGUCGCUAAUUCCAAAAAUCCAAUACCUUUUUCGCACGCUACAGAUACCCCUACCAAAGCAAUACCUCAAAAACAUGCAGCACACCAUCAACACCUUCAUCUGGGAGGGGAAAAAAGCGAGCAGCAGGGACCCUACAACAGGCGGUACGCAGGGGAGGUUUAGGCCUCCCGAACUUGACGGCCUACUACAGAGCGGCGUACCUCCAUAA
This is a messenger RNA of Pelobates cultripes (western spadefoot toad), 426 nucleotides long. The record is from the annotation of a GenBank genome assembly. NCBI's taxonomy places the organism in Eukaryota, Metazoa, Chordata, Amphibia, Anura, Pelobatidae.